This is a messenger RNA of Spinacia oleracea (spinach), 1186 nucleotides long. RefSeq names its product peroxidase 5-like. Bases 45 to 1052 code for a protein of 335 amino acids. The transcript is spliced from 4 exons. Gene Ontology annotation, biological process: hydrogen peroxide catabolic process; response to oxidative stress. The record is from RefSeq and is a predicted model, not a curated record. NCBI's taxonomy places the organism in Eukaryota, Viridiplantae, Streptophyta, Magnoliopsida, Caryophyllales, Amaranthaceae. Gene Ontology annotation, molecular function: heme binding; peroxidase activity.
AAAAAGACACUGCAUUUCAGGAAGAAAAGAAAACAAAAGGAAAGAUGAUAAUGAGCUCAAUUAGGAAAUGUCUUCAAAUUUCUACGUUGACUUUAGCCUUUCCAAUCUUGGUGUUGUUAAGUUUGACUAGUUCCUCAGAAGCAGACCUUCAACCAGGGUUUUAUAUGCAGUCAUGUCCCAUGGCUGAGUUCAUCAUCAAAGAUGAGGUUCGACAAGCAUUUUUCAGCGACAGGGGAUACGCUGCUGGCCUCGUCAGGCUGCACUUCCAUGACUGUUUCGUUAGGGGAUGUGAUGCAUCAGUACUCCUAGAUUCAACUCCAGGAAACACAGCCGAGAAAGAUGCAGCAGCUAAUAAUCCUAGCCUACGAGGGUUUGAUGUCAUUGAUAAUGUAAAGGCUCGACUUGAAUAUAUGUGUCCAGGAGUUGUGUCAUGUGCUGAUAUACUAGCCUAUGCUGCGAGAGACAGUGUUGAAAUGACUGGAGGAGUUGGCUAUGAUGUUCCUGCAGGAAGACGAGACGGUAGAGUCUCUAAAUCUUCAGAGGCCACCAUGAACCUGCCUCCACCAUUUGCCGAUGUUGAUCUACUCACUAAAAUAUUUGGCAGCAAAGGAUUAACACAAGAAGAGAUGGUUAUCUUAUCUGGAGCUCAUACCAUAGGUCGCGCUCACUGCACUUCCUUCAGCAAAAGGCUGUACAAUUUCACCCCAUCAACAGCACAAGACCCCAGCAUGAACUCCGCGUAUGCAUUUCAACUACAGCAGCAGUGCCCAUCAGGGGAUGCUGGUGCUAACAUUGUGGUUCCAAUGGACCCUAUUAGCCCCACUAUUUCUGACACUGGCUACUACCGGGACAUCAUCAACAACCGUGGUUUGUUCACAUCUGAUCAGACUCUCUUGUCAGACACUUCUACUGCAAAUCUAGUAUAUCAGUAUGCUCGAAAUCCUUACUUCUGGGGAAGGAAGUUUGCUGAUGCUAUGGUGAGGAUGGGUCAGAUUGAUACUCUUACAGACAAUGAAGGAGAAAUUCGAAGGAAUUGUAGGGUGGUAAACUAAAUAAAGAUGAGCUAAUCUGAGCUGAAAGCAAUAAAAUGAAUGGCUGUACAAGAUAGUUUGCUAAGGGUUGUAUAAUAUGGCUUUACAGCAAUAAAAUGACUGAUAUCAUAUUUUAUGACUUUACAGCAAUAAAA